AUGGCAACCCCCGAGACACACAUCUACCCUCGCCCGGACUUUGAGCGCAGCCCCCUACGAUGGCAAUCGCUCAACGGCCCCUGGGACUUCAUCUUCGACGAUGACGAUAGUGGGCUCUCCAAGCUCUGGCAGCAAUCGGGCCUCCCUAACGAGACCUCGACGGUAACUACCCCAAGCCCACAGGGCAAUACUCAGGAGAGCGACAGCAUCAUGCAGAAGAUCGCCUCCGGCACGCAAGAUUUCAUCAAGGAUAACUUCCUUUCCAAGACCGGGAGCGACAGCCAGAAACUCAACAAGAAGCAACAGAUCAUCGUCCCCUUUGUCUUCCAGAGCCCGGCGUCCGGCAUCAACGACCGCAAUGUCCACGAGGUGCUCUGGUACGAGCGCACCAUUUCCGAUCUGCGAUCCGACGAGGAGAAGGGUAAAGGCCACCGCCUGAUCCUGAGGUUCGGUGCCGUGGACUACCUGGCUACUGUCUGGGUCAACGGCCGGCAUGUCGGCGGCCACCGUGGCGGGCACGUCCCCUUCGAGGUCGAUGUGACCGAUGCUAUCGAUGCUGCUGGUGCCUCCUCCUCGUCUCACAGGGUUACCGUCCGCGUGUACGACUCGGCAUACGAUCUUACCCAGCCUCGUGGGAAGCAGUACUGGGGUGCACAACCCGAGAGCAUCUUCUACACGCCGUCGGGGGGUAUCUGGCAGAAUGUGUGGCUUGAGGUCGUCCCUGCAGCGCGGAUAGCCGAUGCGAGUGGUGGCACGAUUAUACAGUCCCACGAUAUUCACUCGGGGAAUAUCCACAGCACCAUUGCCGUUGCUGGCCGCAGGGCAGGGCAGGAGCUCGCUGUCGAGUUGGAGGCAAGCUUCUUGGGGGUCGAGGUCUCCAAGUCGGAAGCCGUUCGACUCCCCCGCGAAGCUGAUCAUGUCAGCGUGGACCUCGAUGUGCGGCUGUCAGAGGAGAAACAGAAGAGUCUGCCGCAGGCUGUGGUGGGCGCCAAACCCGGUGCCGCUCCGCUGGAGGACGACUUUGCCUGGAGAGACGGCGUUGCCUUGUGGUCACCCGAACACCCCCAGCUGUACGAUCUCACCCUCCGCCUCCUGGACGCUUCCGGCCUCGUGCUGGACGAGGUCAAGACCACGACGGGCAUGAGAUCCAUCGGCUGGACCAAGGGCGACGGCCACUGGCGCCUGAACGACAAGCCGUACUUCCAGGCGCUGUGUCUCGACCAGGGCUACUGGCCCGAGACGUUCAUGACGCCCCCGUCCGCCUCGAGUCUCAAGGCGGACAUCGAGCUCGCCAAGAGGAUGGGGUUCAACGGGUGCCGCAAGCACCAGAAGGUCGAGGACCCCCUCUUCUAUUACUGGGCGGACAGGCUGGGGUACCUCGUCUGGGGGGAGAUGGCCAGCGCGUACCAGUACAGCCAGCUGUACGUCGAGAGGUUCGACCAGGAGUGGGAGGAGGCCAUGCGGUUGGUCAUCAACCGCCCGUGCGUCGUGACCUGGACGCUGGUGAACGAGAGUUGGGGGUAUACGGCCCUGAAGGAGAAUGUCGAGCAGCGGAAUCAUAUUCGAUCGCUGUAUUAUCAAACCAAGACUCUUGACCCGACCCGUAGCAUCAACGAUAACUGCGGCUGGGAGCAUGUCAUCACCGACCUGACUACAUUCCACGACUACGCCGACGGUCCCGAACUCGAAAAGACCUGCGAGAGCCUCGAUGCGAUCCUGGGCCUCAAGGCGAGGAGAGAUCUCUUCGUCCGCGAGAUCCCCGGCAGAGACCCGGGAGCCAAGCACCUCACCGGGGCACCCAUCAUGUGCACGGAGUUUGGGGGCGUCAACAUUGCUGCGGCUGCUGUGCCAGGCGAGGGUAAGGAGCGGGACUGGGGCUACACGACGGCAAGCGACCCGGAGGAUCUGCUGAAGCGGGUGAGCAGGCUGGUAAAGGGGGUGACCAAAGGUGGCCACUGCUGCGCCUUUGUUUACACACAAUUGACUGAUAUUGAGCAAGAAGCGAAUGGCUUGUAUUCAUUCGACCGUAAGGAAAAGCUGGAUUCGGCCAAGGUCCGAGCUUUGAUGGAGGAGGCUAUCCAGCUCUACUAUGACCGCAUUAAAUGA
Messenger RNA from Clonostachys rhizophaga, 2106 nucleotides. NCBI's taxonomy places the organism in Eukaryota, Fungi, Ascomycota, Sordariomycetes, Hypocreales, Bionectriaceae. The record is from the annotation of a GenBank genome assembly.